This is a messenger RNA of Laccaria bicolor S238N-H82, 429 nucleotides long. RefSeq lists its product as uncharacterized. Lineage: Eukaryota; Fungi; Basidiomycota; Agaricomycetes; Agaricales; Hydnangiaceae. Bases 1 to 429 code for a protein of 142 amino acids. The record is from RefSeq and is a predicted model, not a curated record. The transcript is spliced from 5 exons.
AUGAACGGUGACUUGGUUCUACAACAAGGCUAUGGCCACCCUCAUCAACAGUGUCGGGCUAACCAGCUUCCAUUAGCUGCACAAGAAUUUCAUACUCCUUCCCUCGCCUCUGUCACAUACCCUCGAUGCAGCCCAUGGUCGUCUGCUCCCCCCCCCCUCUUUUGCAGCUGCGCCACACACUUCACCGAGCACUGUCUUGCAAUCUACGUUGACUCUGAGGAUUUGGCCUACCUGUCCCUUGGUUGCCUUGUCGACAUUACAAUGAUGGUCCUUGCUUAUCAUUGUGAAAUUGACAUAGUACUACGUGCCUCCAUCACUAUGCCUCAAAUUGUUUUGAUAUCGGGUGCUAAUGUCCCCACCACCACGUUAACAUUGUCGGCUUGCAACUUGUUCACAUUCAGAGAUUUUGACGACAAUUGUACAGGGUGA